Molecule: messenger RNA, 1859 nt
Organism: Cylicocyclus nassatus
Lineage: Eukaryota; Metazoa; Nematoda; Chromadorea; Rhabditida; Strongylidae
Source: the annotation of a GenBank genome assembly
CAUGCUGAUACUGCACUCGUAGUCGAAUUUGCAAUGCAACAGACUUUUUUAAAUGGAGACGUGUUGUUCAGUUCUUUGUGUGCAAUCACAUGACGACAAUUAUUUCACGUCGGAAGGCAGAUCGCCUGUGGCGACGGAAGCUUGGGAGUUAAUGAAGACGUGGUUGUCACGUGUUUCAUGCCAUUUCUCGGAUUACCUAAUUUGACAGCGAGACCUGCAGUUGGUCGAAGUGAAUAUGGACGUGUCAAAGUUGCGCUUCCGCCCGGGAAGGGGCUCAUGGAUUGGGUACGACUGGCUUCUGAAAAGAUCCUCGCAAAGAAGCAUAUGUCGGUUACCAGUGAAGAGCUUGUGAAACACAACACAAGGGAUGACUGUUGGGUUCACAUUUUUGGGCAGGUUUACGACGUAACAUCGUAUUUGGAAUUCCAUCCUGGAGGAAUCCCCGAACUUAUGCGUGCAGCGGGUACGGAUGGAACUGCUCUCUUUAACCAGUACCAUGCAUGGGUAAACUACGAAAGCAUGUUGAAGUCAUGCUUAGUUGGGAGAUUUGUCGGAGACCUUUCAAAAUUGCCUCAGCCUGGUCCAUCCACACUAGAUGAACAGCCCACAUCGGUAUCAGCGCAGUUGAAUGCAUUGAUAAUGAAGGAGAAACAAAGCAAAGAGACGUAUGGGGUCAACAUCGAAAAGGACGAUAGGAGCGUAACUUUGACGUGUCCAAGAUGGAAAUCUUCUGAUCUUCAUCUGGAUAAUGUUGUUGUUGAAUUUUCUGCUAGCAAAAGGUGUCUGCGAAUUGUCGUGCGACCAGCUGGAAGCGCAGCGGUAGAAGUCAAAUGGGAAGAGAUCUCCACAGAAGUCUCGCUGAAUGGAUAUCAAGUCUCAGUGGAUAAGCAACCAUGUAUCAAGGUGUCUUUUGAUGCUGAUGACUUAAAUGUUGCAGCUGUAUUGUCAACUGCCUGUCAAUCUGUUAAACAGUCCCCAUUGCUUACUUAUCACGAGUGCAGUAUAGAGGGUAAACUUCCGAUAUCUCAUGAUACUCUACUCUUCACUGUUUCCCUGCCUACUGGUGUCUUUUCCCCUGUACCGGUUGGACGUCAUGUAUCUUUCAAAAUCAAAAAAGGGUCUUCGGUUAUCUAUCGUUCGUAUACGCCUGUUAGUCUGGGUUCAUUGCCACAGGAGUCUAACAAAAACUCCGCGUAUGUUCUCUUCUCUAGUCCGUCUAAACUCAUAUUUCUAAUUAAAAUUUACGCUGACGGCAUAUGCACGCCUUUGCUAGAGAAAUUGUUGAUAGGAGGUAAAAUCGAAAUGAGUGAGCCCGUGGGAAGUAAAGAUUUGUCCAAGUGGAUUGACGCAGACACUGAGUUACUCAUGCUCGCCGCUGGAACCGGACUAACUCCAAUGGUUAACGUCAUCAGAGCUAGGUUAAAAAGCAUUUCCGAGCGAGAUUCGAACAAGUGCAACACUACAUUGUUGUUAUUCAACAAAACAGAGAAGGAUAUUGUCGACGACGACUGGUUACCUAUGAAGUGGGAUGAUAGCAGAAUUCGGGUAGAGCAUAUACUAAGCGAGCCAUCUGAGAAAUGGACUGGACGUAUGGGACGCAUCAGUGCCGCCAUGUUACCGGUCCCACAUGAUUCGUUACGGGUACUUUUAUGUGGACCAGAUGGCUUUAUUGAAAACGCUGUACAAUUGCUGAACAACGCUAACUACAAGUCUGAUAACAUUCAUAUAUUCCAAGGAUGAUGACAAAAUAUAUAAAAUGCUUGUACAAUGCAAAAUUGAUGAAUAAAAGUUGUCAAGUUGUGAUCUACUUACAAGCGGAAUGAUUAAUUUUGGAACGGUAAAAGUGAACUAUAUAGACG